Camellia sinensis is the source of this 1594-nucleotide messenger RNA. The record is from RefSeq and is a predicted model, not a curated record. Lineage: Eukaryota; Viridiplantae; Streptophyta; Magnoliopsida; Ericales; Theaceae.
GGUAAAAUCAUCAUCACAUCAAGUCUCUGGCAUUUUUAUUUUUGAUUUUUAAUUUAAUCAGAAACAAAAACUGUAGUUUCAGGAGUUCCAAGGCCACAAUGGCCCCCUUAAGAGGAUUCGAAGCCAAGACCCUAUUGUUCUUGGUGGGUCUAGCUUUGAUAUCUUGUGGGGCCCAAGCUGCCCGACGUGGCCUUGUUGACAAUGGUGCUACAGUUUUUGAUGUUACAACGUAUGGUGCCAAGCCAGAUAAUGGCCAGACUGAUAAUUCAAUGGCGUUUAUACAAGCAUGGAAUGCAGCGUGCAAAUCAACCGGUGCAGCGAAACUAGUAAUCCCGCCGGGGACAUUCAUGACCAGUGAAGUGUUCUUCUAUGGACCGUGCACUUGCCAAACUCCCAUAAUUGUAGAAGUUGAGGGCACCGUAUUGGCACAAUCCGAUCUCAGUGAGUUCCCAGACAAUCAAUGGAUCUCUGUUCGUCAUGUGGACAGUUUAAUUAUUCAAGGUCAAGGAACUUUGCACGGCCAAGGCGAGGCCGUCUGGAAGUUUGAUUCUUGCGGGGGCAAGACCAAAUGCGACUCACGUCUCCCCGCAACAAUUGUAUUUUCAGACGUGAGCAAUUCUAUUGUCCAAGGGAUCAGUUUGGUUAAUAGCAAAGGAUUCAACUUGAAAAUUUGUGACAGCAGCAAUUUUACAGUUCAAAACAUUACGAUAACCGCACCUGCAGAUAGCCCAAACACCGAUGGGAUUCAUAUAAGCCGAUCUAAUCAAGUCACUAUAUUGGGUUGUACUAUUGGCACUGGUGAUGACUGCAUCUCUAUUGGUGAAGGUGCUACUAAUGUUUCUGUCUCUGGUAUUACCUGUGGUCCCGGACAUGGAAUUAGCAUUGGCAGCCUAGGCCUUCGCCCGGAUGAACAUGAUGUGAGUGGAAUUGUUGUAAAAAAUUGUACCCUAACAAACACGACGAAUGGUGCGAGGAUCAAAUCAUGGCACCAAUCGCCUCGCAUUCAAGCCUCCAACAUUGUUUUCGAAGAUCUAGUCAUGAACGAAGUUAGAAAUCCCAUCUUCAUAGAUCAACAUUACGGUUCUAAGAAGAAGCCAGGGUCAUCUCUUGUGAAGAUCAGAGAUGUUCACUUCAAGAACAUAAGGGGUACCACGAUCUCAACUAAUGCAGUCGCUCUUAGUUGCAGUGAUGUUGUCCCUUGUGAAGGCAUCGAAUUGGUCGACAUUGAUUUAAGUUACACAGGCGGAAGCACUAUACAAAAUUUUAUUUUUUCAUCUGCAUGUGAGCAUGCUAUAGCAACGUUCUCCGGUAAACAAAACCCACCGCCUUGCAAGUGAGUUAGAACGUUGCACAACCAAGUUGAAACAUUUAUGCAGAUCAAAAAAGAUCUUCCAUCGACAACGUCAGAGGAAAAUGAUCUACAAAUAGAAUUUUUUUUUUGCAGAAAAUUCAUCCAUCGAUAGCAUGGACCCAAGUUUUGCGCGUUGUGAAAUUUUAUAUUUCACGCAUCAAUAGCACUUGUACAAUCUGCUCUGGCAUUGUAUGUCGAGCCAAACUUUUAUUUAAUUAUAUAACAACAUUUACUUUUGUCUCA